Molecule: messenger RNA, 2152 nt
Organism: Salpingoeca rosetta
Lineage: Eukaryota; Choanoflagellata; Craspedida; Salpingoecidae
Exons: 4
Coding region: 1-1812 (603 amino acids)
Molecular function (GO): protein binding
Source: RefSeq, a predicted model, not a curated record
AUGGCGGGUGAGUGCCGGGCAGCAGCACCAACAGCACCAGCAGCAGCAGCAGCACCGGCAGCACCAACAGCUGAAAUGCACCCACACCCGCGCGCGCACCCACGCGCGCACUUGCGCUUGCCCUCGCGUUGCGCUGGUACCAUGGUGGCCAUGACAGUGGUGCUGAUGGUGGCAGUGAUGGCGGGCAGCCGCCACCAGUGCGCGGCUCAGGACUUUAAGCCCAACUUCUACUGCACAGACAACCCGUGCAAUGACGUGUCGUACGAGGUGCCCGGCGAAACGGGCUGUCCCCACACGGACCACGCUUGCCUGUGCGUGGACGAGGCGUUUGUGGAGGGCUUUCCGGCCGGCUGCGAGUGCAGGGAUGGCCUGACCAAGACGGUGGACACAAGCGGCACAAGCCCGAGCGGAUUCGUGUGUGGGCCAUGCACCGUGUGCGACCACUUCCACUUUAAAGCGUCCCCUUGCAUGCCAGAACAGGACACCGUGUGCGUGAACUGCGCAACCGCGUGUGAGCCCGGAGCAUAUGUGGACGCUUGUGGCUCGUCGAGCGUCGCGUGUGAGCCCUGCACCUCAUGCGAGGCACAGUCUCGGUUUGAGGCGGCGCCAUGCACGUCAACGUCCGACACCCUCUGCUGUGACGCCUGCGCGGAUGCCGAGCAGUUUGUCGCGGAACCGUGCAUGAAAACAUCAGCGGCCACCUGCACUGCGUGCACGCGGUGCGUGGAUGGGCUUGAGUUUGAGCUGCGUGCAUGCGGCCUCACCACGGACCGUGUGUGCCAGGCAUGCACAACGACAUGCGCUGGUCCGCACGAGCACGUUGUGACGCCUUGCACCCCCACAUCUGACGCUCAAUGUGGCUGCCUUCCCGGCUACUUUGAGUCAGUCCCAGAGACACCAACCUCCUCGCGGGAAUGCAUCCCUUGCCCACAGGGAACCACCGACCACGACCGAGAUGGCACCACCGCCUGCAUGGCGUGCCCGUUUGCCAUCACCAACACCACCGCCAACACGGGGUCCUGCGAGGAGCUGCAGUGUGCCCCGGGCACGGCGGGAUCCCAGAGCUGCCAGCCGUGUGCGCCGCCCUCACACUACCAGCCGCUUGGUGGCCAGACCAUGUGCCUCAACACAACACUGUGCCGCCCGGGCUUUGUCGAGGAGCAGCCGCCAUCGCCGACAACCGACCGCGUUUGUGUCGCGUGUGGACAUGGCACGUUCAGCAACGUCACCGCAGAUGGUGCAGGGUCGUGUGUCAACUGGCGCACGUGUGCCGUGCUGACCGAGCAAUAUAUCCUGGGCGACGGCACCAGCAGCACUGAUCGCGUGUGCGCUGCUUUGACGCCGUGUACACCGUCUCAGUUUGAACAGCAACCGCCGACCCGGUUUCAUGAUCGUGUGUGUGCAAACAUAUCUGCACCCUGUGACGUCGGCAGCACCGAGUAUGAGGUGCUUGGUAUCCUUGUGUACGAUGGUCAAGCGUACGAGCUCGUCUGCAACACCAAGACCGGCGACAUCUCACUCGAUGGCCGCGCCAAGAACGACAACGAUCGACUUCAACAGAUGCACACGCUGUUGUGCGACGAUGACAGGGACUCGUAUCCCGAUGGGCACUGGAUCGCCAUCGAGAAGACACCAGGCAGCAACAACUUUGUCGCUCGCGACUGCAUGACCGGCAAUGUCGACUGCUGCAGUCGACAGCUCGUCGACAACUUUGACACGUUCCCGCUGCGGCUGCGUGGGUGCGCGAGCAUCAACACCGGUGGCGGUGCCCUUGUCUAUUCUUCUUCCUCAACACUGCGCAUCCGGAUCUGAGCGGCUCAGAUGAUGGUCGGACAUAUCCCAGUAGAUCUGUGGUGUCUCUAGUUACCCUCCAUUCAGCUUCCCCCAUUGAUCUUUGAACAAGGUUGUUCUGUCACUUUCAUCGCGUUUGCAGGAGCCACCUCCCGCCCCUGCUCUAUCAUAUUAUGCUACGUAUUGCGUAGUUCCUAGUACCGACUCGUGUCGUUCCUCAACGCGUGAGCACCAUAAUCGCAUCCGCUUUCACCCCGCACCAAACCAAAUCAACCUCGCCGCGCCCAGUUCACCGUUGUUGCCAGCUGCCCCGCACGCAAACCUGUCCUUGCGCGCGCAAUUUUCAAGGAAUCGGCGUUUA